Messenger RNA from Penicillium vulpinum, 2049 nucleotides. RefSeq lists its product as uncharacterized. NCBI's taxonomy places the organism in Eukaryota, Fungi, Ascomycota, Eurotiomycetes, Eurotiales, Aspergillaceae. The coding region runs from base 1 to 2049 and encodes 682 amino acids. The transcript has a single exon. The record is from RefSeq and is a predicted model, not a curated record.
AUGCACUUGCAGGAUCAUUCUCUCGGAUGCUCGAUGAAGACCGAUAUUACUUUGCCACCAAAAAGCAGCCCUUACACCACUGGUGCAAAACAAACGAGAAAUCUUGACCAUAUAUUAAACCCUACUGCCUAUUACGAGAAGCUGGACACACUGGAGCUUGAUACUGCGCAGAUAUGUGGUUUGAAUGGUGGACCCCCAGAUGCAAAUAGCCAGAGAGAUUUUCGAGAUGGCUUCAGAAAAGUCAAUUCAGCUUUAAAGAACCUACAAACUGAAGGAUUCUGUGGACGUAUGAUGUCCAUUCUCAUCGAAGACCCAGUUCAGCCAGAUAUUGCAAGGGCAGUUCACAUAUGUCCAGAGGAUCUCGAUGGCUCUGGCAUUUCUCAUUCUACUCGGGCGGAUGAAAUACUGCAAGAAAUCUGCGGCGACGAAGUAUUGCUUCGUGAUUUCCAACCAGGCCCAGAUGAUUCACGUUAUUGCUUCUUAGCCACAGCUCUUCUUGUCGGUCUUGUCUCUUUCUCUGGCUCACACGUUUGUUCUUUUGAUGUCAAUCUCUGGCGUAGGUCUGUGAUUGAGAUCCCCGUCGGCUUCGAGUUCUCUUUCCGCCGCCGAGAUCUAGCCUGCUUGAGAGAUUUUGUCGGUGGACCAGCCUGGGUUCUGGGGAGACAAAGUGUGAAAAGUAAUGGCACAGGCGUGAAAGUAUCUCUGACUGUUCAAGAUCUUCAAGAACUUUGGGGCCCAGUAUGGCUUGUUGGUGGAACACGCGAGAAUGGUCCUAUUAUUCGCACAGAGCGUGGCUUUGUCGUUCCCCUUCCCCCUGAUCAGCAAUCAGACAUGACUGGUAGAGAAGUUGAGUGCCAUUGGACCACGGCAUACCCACAAUAUGCGGACGUGCCGAACCCGAUAAUGUUGAACAACACAUCACGCGUGUUAAUCGGGACUACUUUUGGACUUAAUAUCAACUCGGAAUGUCAAAAUCAGAUCAGCGACAUUCAGAAUCAUUUUGCCAAUCAGCUUCAGCUUCCCGGUGCCUGCAAUCACUAUUAUAUCACAGAGGGCUAUGACGUUCAGUUGAUUGGAGGUCAAUAUGUGACUGGUGGCAUUGUGGGAAAACGCAAACGAAUUCCGGCAACGACUUUGAAGGCUGCUCUCAUAUCAGAAAUCCUGGACCCAGAGCUGGAUGUUACGCCUCUUUUGAAAAUGAAUAUAGGGCUGGAGAUUAGUGCAUGUACUGGGAAUGCGCGGCGCCUGAGCCUUUGGCACACUCUGUAUCUUUCCCAGAAACGACAGGGACCUCACAAACCAGCAGAUUGCAAACACGAUAUCGGUAGCAUCGAUUGUAUACAGCAAUGCUGGAAACAGAGCCGCUUAAACCGCUCUACAGUCGGCGUUCGCUGCUUUGACUGCGGAGUUUCCAAUACAACAGCAGCACUGCCUACGGCUCCAAAUUUCAAAAAUGACAUAUCCAGCAAUGAUAUCGCCAGAUCAAGAAUUGUGAGCGCAAUAAUGGCACUCCAACACACUGGCCUUGACCCCGAGGGAAACCUUCAAGCAUACUGGCCUUUCGUCGAAACCCGAAUGACCAGGCGUGUUCAGCCCAACCGGUCCAACAAGUGGUUCAAUAUCAUUGCCGACACCCGAGACAGUGCUACAUUUGCAGUGGCCAGUUAUAAUUGCCUGGAGUUCCAAGAAGAACUUUCAUUGUCAUGUUGCCUAAAUGGCUAUCGAGAUCCCUCCCAGAAAACCUGCCUAUCUAUCCGUGUUGCGCAGCAGCCUGUCGUCGUGACAGAAAGAAGAUUUAGGCAGAACCUCGGCCUUUUAACUCCUCCCCCCGAAUCCGAUCUUGCUGGCUUGUUGCCUGGUGCCUCAUUCUACGUGGCGGGGACGCAGUGUUAUGUGAAGAAGAUACGGUAUGGCCAGCAAAGUUCCAUCAUUGCCUGCAUAAACUCGACGAUUUCUCAGAUUAUGAAAAGGCCAGGGCUCCCCACAUUUCUCGAGCAUUUGAAUCCUGAAGUAGGUAAACCAGUUGAAGUUGUGAUUUACAAGAAAUAA